GGACUUAUCUUAUCACCCCCUCAAGGUCUCCUCACAGGCUUAUAAACAACCUCAAAGACGCAUUCUCCUGUAAAUUUGGCAUGGAAUUCGCUUUCAGUCAUCGAUCAAAGCUAUCAUUGCCUGCCACUUUACGGAUACUCUCUUAAGAGCAUCUCCUUGAAACAACGUCGUACCUUUUCCGCCUCGUGGAAACCUGCCAUGUAUACAACCGACCUCUCGGAGGAGCAGGUUUCGGCCUUGAGGGUCAAUAAAGAUCGAUUGGCCAAAGACCUCCACUAUAGCUGUCAAUGGGGUGCUGGUAUACGAUGGGGGGAUGGAUCAACCGACACUGGUAUGCAACGUCUCGCCCUUUCCGACGAGGACAAGAAAGUCCGGGAUUGGUUCAUAGAAACGACAACGAAUUUGAAGUGCAGGGUCACCGUGGAUGAAAUGGGCAAUAUCUUUGCGGUUAGGCCUGGCAGAAGAAAAGAUGUGCCCGCAACGUUUAUCGGAAGCCACUUGGAUACACAGCCAACAGGUGGUCGAUAUGAUGGCAUCCUAGGUGUUCUAUCUGGAAUUGAAACCUUGAAGGUCAUGGAGGAGAUGGGCCUGGAAACGGAGGGUGGCGUAGGCGUGGUCAACUGGACUAACGAAGAAGGGGCUCGAUUCCCAGUCAGUAUGGUUUCUUCCGGAGUAUGGGCCGAGUGCAUCCCUCUAGAGCGAGCACAUGGACUCAAAGAAGUACCCACUGUCGCCUCCCUAUCCACGGCAGCCUCUGCUCCGGAAACAAUGAAAUCGGCCCUUGAGAAAAUCAAGUAUCUAGGGCCCGUUCCGUGUUCCUACAAAGAGACCCCAAUGGCAGCCCACUUUGAGCUUCAUAUUGAGCAAGGGCCCCAUCUCGUCUCUGCAGGCCAGCGCGUCGGUGUGGUGACAGCUGUACAAGCAUACCGUUGGUAUCACAUCGAUGUUAUCGGCAGAGACACGCAUACAGGUACCACUGCCUUUCAGCACCGGGCUGACGCUUUGUUCGCCUCAGCUCGCAUGAUGGUUCGCGCGCGGGAAGUGGCCGAUUCGCACGGGUGUCUCGCGAGUGUAGGUAUCAUCGAAGCGAAACCUGGCAGCAUAAACACUGUUCCAGGGCUGGUUAGCUUCAGUUUCGAUAUAAGAGCCCCAGAAACCGAGUUAGUCACCAUCGUUGAGGCAGACUUGCGAAAAGAAUUCGAUCUUAUUGCAGCAGAAGAAGGCAAGGGCAUUGGCAAGCCUUGUCGAGUUGAAUGGCGACUUGACUUUGAUUCCCCGGCCGUGAAGUUCCACCAAGACUGCAUCGAGUGUGUGCAACAAUCGGCCGAGGCCGUUGUCGCCGACGCCAAUGUCCCGGAUUCGAAAAGCCUGGUGCGGACCAUUAUGAGCGGUGCUGGUCAUGACAGCGUCUUCACGUCUAAGAGAGUGCCAACCAGCAUGAUUUUCAUCCCAUGUAAAGAUGGACUUAGUCACCAUCCGGAGGAAUUCAGUACUGCAGAAGACUGUGCUACGGGAGCGUCGGUAGUAUUGCAAGCUGUGGUGCGAUACGACAGGAAGAGAUUUGCCUAGAAAGCCAGCCAACCCAGUCGACAAUGUUUGAAACAGCGAGUCUUUUUAUAGCAUAAAUGCCUACGUGAGCCAAAAAUAUUGACUAUUGAAUAGUGCUGAGUCAUUAUGAUUUUGCCAUUAAUCCUAGGUACUUUCAUGACACAUAGAUACCGGC
Molecule: messenger RNA, 1723 nt
Organism: Penicilliopsis zonata CBS 506.65
Lineage: Eukaryota; Fungi; Ascomycota; Eurotiomycetes; Eurotiales; Aspergillaceae
Exons: 3
Coding region: 199-1569 (456 amino acids)
Molecular function (GO): hydrolase activity, acting on carbon-nitrogen (but not peptide) bonds, in linear amidines
Source: RefSeq, a predicted model, not a curated record